Messenger RNA from Procambarus clarkii (red swamp crayfish), 5110 nucleotides. The record is from RefSeq and is a predicted model, not a curated record. Lineage: Eukaryota; Metazoa; Arthropoda; Malacostraca; Decapoda; Cambaridae.
UGCCGUCACAACACAGUGUUAAGUGGCUCCUUAGUGUUGGUGACUCUCGCCUCUCACUGUGACGGGCAGUACUUGGUCACCCUCGCUGACCUCUCGUUAACACGCACAACUUCUCCACUCACCGCAACGACAACAAACCUUCAACUACUGCAGAAGAAUAUUUAACUGACGGUUGCGAGAAGUCAAUAAAAUGAAUUUAACUUAUACUAGUCGAGAUUCUGGAAGAUAAUAACGUUGAGGAGAGAGAGAGGUGGCUUGAGUGUGUUAGUAACAGUGGGUGACAAUAUGCUAGAACCAAUUUAUAGGGUUAACAUUAAAUGGAUCCAAGAAAGACUGUACAUACAGUAUUCUGUGGGAUCUAACAGAGGAUACAGUAUUAGUCUAAAUAUAUUCAGCUUCAUUGUUAUGUGCUAAUAAUGAGAUGAAAAAUAUCAAUAUGUGACGACCAUCGUAAUUAAAGAUAAAUAUAUAUCAUCCAAGGCACGAAGACUGUCCAUGUAGGACGAAAAUAAUAAUAGAGAUAAUGAAAAAGUGGGAGAUGGAAGGAGCGCGAACAUUAAGUGCGUCUCAUAAUAGACUUGUGGUGUAUCACGUGUGGAUGUUUAGAAAGUAUUGACCAGUUGGGAAGUAUGGACUGGACUGCUGCCAGGCUCCUGGUGUUGGUGUGGGCCACCACCACACUUGCUCAGCACGACUGUAUGGUAUCAAGAAGCAUUAAGGUAAAGUGGGUGUGGUCACCUCUGGAAGUUAUGGCAUGGGUUCCCCAUGACAUAAGUCCAGACACACCCAUUCUUCAGUUCGAGGUGACCUUCGCUGGAUACCCAUCUGUUGCUAGAUACACCCUCAUACAGAUAUAUGUGAACUCCACCAAUGUGACAUUACAUCAAAAUGUUCCUGAGAACUAUGUAUUGAAGAACACAAAAAGUUUUGUACCAGGGUGGAUCAAUAUCAGCAUAUUCAUUCACAAAAAUAUAACUGUAAUGAAUGCAGGAAAUAAAAAGCCACUGUCCUCGCAGCCAGUGCAUCUUCCUGUAGAGCAAGUGCUUAUAUCAGGUAGCAAUGUCACCAUCAACUGCGAAACUGGAAGAAUGUUGUGGCAUAUAAUGGGAAGGAGGGAAGUUAUUCCAUUAGGGGAGAACUUGGUUGGUGAGAAUGUGACUGUGUACUCCAAUCACCAGCACAUCCUGCCCAGCCUCACCCUGGAGGGAAAGACCCUCAUCCUGGGCUGGGAAAACCACACCAUUUCCACCACCACCCGCAACCCACUCCCACCUUACAUUAAACAUCAACUGUUUAUUCGCUAUCUGUACCAUAGCAAUGGUGGUUUAAUAUGCAAAAUAGAGAGUGAUUCUGGGGUGUUGGCAACACUACCACUACAGUCAAGACCAGUCUUCCUGGUGAUGGACAGCCUGGACCAGAAUCCAUUUUUUCUCUUGCAGCAUAUUGCUGCAUCCAACAUUGUAGCUCAACCUCAACAUGAUGUUUCCCCAGAACUUAAGACUUUGACCAGACCACCAUCAGCUGAUUCCACCCCACCGUCAACUGAUUCCAACAACUCAGACCUCUCUAAAUUGAGCGGUUGGAGUGGGUGGUGGGUGUUCGUGGCAGUGUUGCUGGCCAUCAUGCUCGUGUUUGUCAUUAUCAUGUGCAUUGUGUCCCAUUACCACAGGCCAAAAUUAGAGAAAUACCUGGGGGGUAUGAACUUCAUAACAGAAGCAAUCCAGGAAGAUGUGGAGAUACAGUUACAGCCAGCGAGACGACCUCUCCUGAUGAGGUCUGUGUCCCACAUCAACACUGAAGAUCCCAAGUCUGCUGCACCCUUGAGACUGUGGAAUGCAGUAGCAUCAGGAGAACAAGAAGAGGUGGAGCAAGUAUUGGCAACACUAAGCCCAAGUCCCCAGGUGACACUUGAUGGUUGGGACACCUCACCAUAUGAAGAAUCUCACCGCCGAGGUCACAGUAAUGUCCUACGUGUGCUAGAGGCUUUUAUGAACAAGCGGCCAGAUGUUCCACACAAUGAUAUGAUUCUGGGUGUUUUACAAGCCCACACAAAGAAGGUUGAUGCAGUGUUUGCAGCUGCAAGUGGUGGACAGUACCGAUAUGCAGGUGGUGUUGAUGUGCUGCUUCGGGCCUACAGUCUCCCGGGCACAAUACUGGACCAGCAAGGCCGCUCUCUCUUGCACUAUGCUGCCUCUGUUAUGUUAGCUGAUGUAGGGCCUCUCUGGCUUGCACCUGACAUAAGGAGUAUGGUAGAGAGUCAUGGCGUGUAUGUUAAUGCUGUUGAUUUUAAUGGUUGUACGGCUCUGCAUGUUCUGGCUGAAACGGCAAACGUUAGUGAACGCAAUACAUGUUGGGACGGCAAGGCCUUAAGCGUGAAGGAGGCCUGGGUAAACUUGGCUAACUUGAUCAUGUCACUGGGCUGCGAUCCAAGGCUGCCCAACCACCGAAACAAGUACCCUCACCAGGUGGCUCGUGAGAGUGGUAAUGCGCAUCUUGCCAAUCAACUUGCCAAGGCAGUGGGAAAUCUUGGAAUAUUCAGCACUGCAGAGUCCAUUGUGAAGUUCAAGGAUUUCAUUGAAGCAUCUAGAACAGGAAAUAUCAUAAUUAUGAAAGAACUUUUGAUGAAGGGAGUAAGAGUUUUGCCACUGGGGUCCCGUAAAGACCCUCUACUUGAAGCCAUCCUUGGGGGCCACCGGGAUGCAGUGUUUCUGUUGUUGAGUGCUGGUGCACCUCUCUGUGCCCAUGGUUUGGUAGGCAACACACCAUUUGAAGCUGCACACAGUACUGUUGGUCUCCCUGCUCUCUUUCCUGCACUCAUCAGGAAGGCAUUCUGUGAUAGAUUACAAGCAGAAAUAGAUAUGAUACCAGGUUCUGAUAAUCUACAAAACAUUAUGAAGGAUGGUAUGUCUUACCUUAAGACCAUUGCUGAAAUAUCAGGACAUAGAUUAGGAGAAGAACUCAGUACAUGGUUGGAUUGUUGGCCAACCAGUACUUCAGUGAAUUACACUGACAUGUUGGCAUUGGCAGCGGCUUCAGGACUAACCCUUACCUGUCAGCUGCUGGGUGUGGCUGGGGUUUCUCUCAACCCUUUACCAAAUCACCUUCAUCCACUUGUUCAAGCACUCGAGAACAACCAUCAUGAUACUGUGUAUUCUUUGUGCCGUGACUUGAAGAUGAACCCUUAUAGUACAAAAUGUGAUUUAAAUAAAGUUUCUGAACAGCUUAUAAAUGAUUUACUAGAGAGUGAAUUGGAAAAGUUUGAAAGAAAGUUACGGAAAAAAGAAAUAGGAGACUCGGCCACAAAAGAUCUCUUGGAUUAUGCAAAAGGAAUUACAGUGGGACAGACUGAUAAACAAAUAAGAACAUUUCUUUAUUUGCUUGCUGAACUGAGCCUGGUGACAGUGUUUCAUAGGACAAGAAGAAUAAACACUAGUCUGGAUAUUAAUGGAGUAGUGCAUCAAGCCUCAGGAAGCACAAUGCUACACAUUGCUGCAGCUUAUGGCAAGAUUAACAUGGUUGAGUAUUUGUUAUCACAAGGUGCCAGCCACACUUGUAUGACCUCUGGAGGCCUCACUGCUGCACAUCUGGCUGCAGUCAGAGGCCACAAGGAGUGUAUGGACUACAUGGUAGAGUACACAGGAAGUGCAAUGGAGUGUAGUAUUGGUUUGAAGCCUUCAGUAAUGUUGGAACAUUUCAAUGAGAAUGUUAAGAGAUGUCAUCUGGAUCUGUUGUCCUCUAAAGAAGUAUCUUUAAUAUCAAAUGCAAAGGGAGAUCAUGCAAAAGCCAAGCUAAUACUAACAGGCAGAAGCCACAAGCUAGGAAUAUUAACCCCUACUACUCUUCAAGAUAACUUGCUUCAAGAAGACAAGAAAAUGGAAGGAAUUAUAUCGAAGGAAUUUGAAAGCUCUGUGCAGCAUGAGGUUCACAUUUUAUUUGAUAACAUUAAAAAAGUAGAUGCAAGAUUUUCUGGCAAAGUUUUGUCAUAUACUCCCUUAACUGAAAAAAUUGAAUUUUUCCUUCCAGAUAAUUUUGAAUUUUACCUUGAACUUGAUGAUUAUAAUGCCCUAAAGGAUGGCUGCAUCACUAUAAAAGAGAUGGAAAGAAAUGAAAUAAAAAAUGGAGAAUAUUUAUUAGGUAUAUCUUCAUCUAGAGAUCAAAUGCUCUUCACAGGAGCAAAUUUUAGAAACUUAUUUUGUAAAGCUGCCCAUGAGGCUCUCAUAACAACUAGCUUUAAAGGCCUUGCACUAAUACCACCUUUCCUUGCUCACACUUCUACUGGAGCAUGCGUUUAUGUAGCUUACCGGGAAAAGCAGAUAACAUUACUGUUGCGUCUAAUGCUUACCCCAGUCUUGAAGGUCCCAUGUCCACAAGGGCUUCAAUUACAUAAGUUGCCUAAACGAUUCCAGAAUCACUUGCAAUCCUACACCUAUGAGCAUAUAGCCAACACAUCUGAAGGCAAUUGGAUGUACAUGUGCAAUUUUGCACAUAAAUGUAUCAUUGCUGGUCUAAGAGAAGAUGAGCAUAUUGUUCUCCAAGCAUGCUGUUACUUUGCCAAACUGCUGAGUACUUGCUGGUGGCUACCGAAGCAAGAGCAGCGGCAUCAUGGCAGGUCAUGGCAGCUUUAUCCAGUAGGUAUAAAUGUCCCCAGCCUCCGAACCUUGAAAUCGCUUUUCCUUGAAGAGUUAAUUGAACAAGAAGAACUAUUGUGGAGUAAGGAGCAUUUUAUUGAAAGAAUUAUAAGUAUUUUAAGAAGAGGGUCAUAUCCCGGAAAAAUUACUGGAUCUUUUACUUCGCCACCACAGUGGGACCCUAAGCUGAGUGGAGGAAUCCAGGCUACUAUUCAAUUCCUUCAAAAUCUACAGAAAAAAUAUCAUGAUAAAUUGAAAAUUAAUAAUAUUUUUAGUAAGUAGUGACACUGUAUCAAAUAUAUCAAGAGUGUUACAGAUCUCUAUAAUCUUUGACCAGCGUCAUGUUUAUUAAGCGUGAAAGGGAGAGAAAAAGAGAGAGAGAGAGAGAGAGAGUGAGAGUGAGAGUGAGUGUGAGUGUGAGUGUGAGUGUGAGUGUGUGUGUGUGUGUGUGUACUCACCUAUAUGUACUCACCUAUAUGUGC